Exophiala mesophila is the source of this 1083-nucleotide messenger RNA. RefSeq lists its product as uncharacterized. The record is from RefSeq and is a predicted model, not a curated record. The coding region runs from base 214 to 1032 and encodes 272 amino acids. NCBI's taxonomy places the organism in Eukaryota, Fungi, Ascomycota, Eurotiomycetes, Chaetothyriales, Herpotrichiellaceae. The transcript has a single exon.
CAUACUUGAGAUCUAAAAGUUGCUAACGACUGGGUUGUACCUCUUCAACCAAUUAUCUCACCAUUUCAAACCCAUCUUUACCAAGGUAUCUAUCCCAUCUCCAAAGACACUUGACCAGAUUCGAGUUCCAGACGUCACACUGCCAUCGGAUCUUGUUCAUACCUCGCAUUUCAACAAAGGAACUAGAAAUUAGCAACUGAUUCCUCUCUGAAUAUGCCUCUUGCCACAAUCCACCUCGUUUCACUGGUGUCUUCUACCAGCAUUCUCAAAUUCCUCGACUCUCUCAAAUCCACAUCUCUACAACCACUGGUCAUCUCCAAAGUCAUCCGCUGGAUCAUUGAACCCGAGAAAAUUGACGCCAAGAUCCUUCUUCAGCCUCCCAAACCCUGGGAUCUCCUCAUCAUUGCACUGGGAACCGACCCAUUCCCAACAUCACUCGAGAGCCAAAUCCACACUCACUGGACGGCAACAGCAGGUGUUCCAUCACGAAUCACCAACGACUUUGCCACCACCAACUCUCGACUUCUACACCCAGACCCGAAGUCUGUCCCAGCAAUCUCGCAAAACCUAGCCAAUCCACACCUCAACGCGACGUCAUCUCAACACCUCGAACUCUCGCCGUCGCUACAAGCAUGGAUCCAGUCCUUCUCCCAGACCCGACCAGGCAGUUCAGGCGUCUCGAUGCUCAAUCUCCUCUCGUUCAAUGAGGGUAUGAAACCAUCAUACUUGAAGUAUGGGGCGGCAUUUUCCCAAUCCAUCGGUAUUAAGCGCGGAGGGGUAGCUAAACUUGUUGGAAAUAUCACGGCCCAAAGACCUGAGUCGGAGACUGGCGGCGCCGGCUCCUGGAAUGAAUUUGCCCUGGCUCAUUACCCUUCUAUCAGCCAUUUUGCCGACAUGCUCGCUAGUUCUGAUUAUCAGGAUGUUAAUCUCAAGUUCCGCGUUCCAGCUUUGAACGACACCUUGAUCUUGUGUACUAGUGAAAUUGCAAUCGAGGAUUUGUUGAAAGAGGCAGGGAGGGCAAACAAGUUGUAGCUUUGUAGCAGGCAUUUUUAUAGUACAUAGGUAUACUAUGAUCCUCAAGUU